AUGGCUUUUCGACGUAUAACAAACCUACAAAAUAUCCUCCGAGUGAGCCUUAAUCAAUCCAGAUCAAGAAGCAACAUUUUCACUAGACGUACAAUUUUUCCCUUGUCCUCAACGAUAAGGUACCGUUCUUCAGCAGUCAGCAGCCCCCCAGCGGAGCCCCUAGCGAAAAUCGAUCCAAGACUCCACCUAGAAUACACCUGCAAAAAGUGCGACACCCGCAACCACCAUAAAAUUUCGAAAGUUGCCUACGAAAAGGGGGUAGUUAUAGUGGAAUGUUCAGGGUGCAAAAACAACCAUUUGAUUGCUGAUAAUCUCAAAUGGUUUACCGAUUUGAAUGGUAAAAGGAAUAUCGAAGAAAUUUUGAGGGAAAAAGGGGAAACUGUUAAAAGAGUUAAUUUAGGUGAAUAUGUUGCCCAGCACUUGUAA
Molecule: messenger RNA, 426 nt
Organism: Ceutorhynchus assimilis (cabbage seed weevil)
Lineage: Eukaryota; Metazoa; Arthropoda; Insecta; Coleoptera; Curculionidae
Source: the annotation of a GenBank genome assembly